AUGACAAGCACAUUAGACGAGGUCAUGAGGGCGCCGUCGACAAAUGUGCCCGAAAUUGUGGUUUUGGACUCGACGCACGAAGAAAAGAAUCGCAAGGCGUCUUUGAACCCGAAUGAAGAUCUUUGGCUAUCUUCUGCCGACGGACGUUACAACUCACCAGUCAUCCCUCUACGGGUGGGCGAGGCCUUUGAUCAUGUACAGACUUUCUAUGUACAUAAAAGUGUGUUACUGAAGUCCGAGUAUUUCCGCAAGGCGCUCUGCGGCGAGUUCAAAGAGGCAGAAACUCAAGUUAUUGACCUUCCCGAGGAGGACCCCGCUAUCUUCCACUUCAUCGUCGCUUUUCUGUACGAGGAGAAAUAUGUGCCCAUCAAGCCGAUAGCAUCAGUCCUCGGUAAACCAAUUGAUGACAAAGGCAAGGGUCUGGAAGGUGACGACACGGCAGCAUCCGAUUCCGACUCCGAUAUUGGGAGCAUACAGAGUGAUUCUUCCAGCGCGCGGAGUCGACGGCUUCGCGAGAGGCGGAGGAGGAGGGAGGACCGCCACUGGGAGAGACUUCGCCAGAAACACCCAGGUGCGCAUAGGUUCGGAUGUGGCUGUAGACAAUGUGUCAAUGGAGGCGGACCGCCUUGCUGGCACUGCGCCGCCCCCCGCCUGCCUCCGGCCCCCAUGCCCGUCCUGAACGGCAUUCCACCCGGCAUGGUCAUCGUCGAGCCCGAUCGUCGAGCACGGCACCGGCGUCGCGCAGCCGACCGACGACACCGCCUGCCCUCGCCGCCUCCCAUGCGCCCGGCCACCGCUCUGCCUACCGAUCCCAAUCGCAUCCAAGGCGAGGACCUGCGAUCGUGGCUCCUCACCUAUGAGAUGAACCUUGACUGCUACAUCUGCGCCAACAAGUUCCUCCUCGACGACUUCAAGCUCGCCAUCGCCCGCGUCUGCAUCGACAUGCUCGAAACGGCCGGGCCAGACGCUGCCCAGGCGGAGGUUUUGCAGUUGUGCUAUAAGUUGUACCAAGGCCUACCCGAGUCGGACCCACUAAUGAAGAUGGUGUUUGCGAGAGUCGGGUUCAUGCAACCUCUAUUGUGGAGGCGCGUGCCGCAGCAAACGUCGGAUUUCCUGUUGACGCACCCGGAGAUUUCGGCCCUGAUACUCAAGGAGACCGUGGCGAGGAGGGAGCAAGAUCAUGUUAACCAGUUGCCCGCUAUGGAGAGGCCGUUGUUCCCCCCGCCGCCGCCGCCGCCCGAGGGGCCCUAUGGGAGGCCGGGAGGGCCCGUUAUGGGAGGUCGGCCUCGUUGGUAA
This is a messenger RNA of Pseudomassariella vexata, 1296 nucleotides long. RefSeq lists its product as uncharacterized. The transcript is spliced from 5 exons. The record is from RefSeq and is a predicted model, not a curated record. NCBI's taxonomy places the organism in Eukaryota, Fungi, Ascomycota, Sordariomycetes, Amphisphaeriales, Pseudomassariaceae. Bases 1 to 1296 code for a protein of 431 amino acids. Gene Ontology annotation, molecular function: protein binding.